AUGAAAGACCUCGGGCCUCUACACUACUUCCUCGGGAUCGCCGUCACUCGCACCGCGGAUGGCUUCUUCCUCUCCCAGAGCAAGUACGCCGACGAACUACUCGAGCGCGCCAACAUGCAGGGCUGUAAGCCGGCGCCCACGCCGGUCGACACGCGCGCCAAGCUGUCCGCCAGUGAUGGUGCCCUCAUCUCCGACGCCUCCGAGUACCGCAACAUCGUCGGCGCACUCCAGUACAUGACCAUGACUCGGCCAGACAUCACCUACGCCGUCCAACAGUGUUGUCUGGUGAUGCAUGAUCUCCGCGACGUCCACCGUGCGCCGGCCAAGCGCAUCCUGCACUACCUAUGCGACACUUCAUCACAUGGGCUCCAUCUCCGACGGUCCGGCUCCCUCGACCUCGUCGCCUACUCUGACGCGGACUGGGCUGGCUGCCCAGACACGUGUCGGUCGACGUCCGGCUACGCUGUGUACCUCGACGACUCGCUUGUAUCAUGGUCAUCCAAACGACAGGCGACGGUGUCUCGCUCGAGCGCCGAGGCAGAAUACUGCGCGGUUGCAAACGCAGUUGCUGAGAGCUGCUGGAUCCGUCAACUUCUUGGCGAGCUCGUUGUACCUCUACCUCGCGCCAGCGUCAUCUUCUGCGACAACAUCUCGUCCGUCUACAUGGCGGCCAACCCCGUCCACCAUCGCCGGACCAAGCACAUCGAGCUCGACAUCCACUUUGUGCGCGAGAAAGUGGCAUUGGGCGAGCUGCGCGUUCUCCACGUGCCAACCUCCAACAGUUCGCCGACGUGCUCACCAAAGGACUGCCCAUGGAUCCUACCAUCAUCAUCUAUGCCCCGUUACGAGCGGGACGACGUGGCACCGUCUUAUGCCGACGACUGCGCGUCGGGUAUGUCCAUCGCCCAGCGCUGGUUCUUGGCGAAAGAGAGGUGCACGGUCCUGGCCAUCCGGAGCUGCGUGGAGUGGGAGCCCGAGACCUUCCCGCUGGUGGAGGCACUCCUCGGCAAGCCGGUCGUGCCCCUGGGCCUCCUGCCGCCGUCGGCCGACGGCGGCAGGCGCCGCGCGGCCGGAUCGUCAGAGGACCACGUCACGCUACGCUGGCUAGAAGAGCAGCCGCCCGACUCCGUCGUGUACAUCGCGCUGGGGAGCGAGGUGCCGCUGAGCGUUGAGCAGGUGCACGAGCUGGCCCUGGGGCUGGAGCUCGCCGGGACACGCUUCCUCUGGGCUCUGCGGAAGCCCGCCGGCGCCGUCCUCGACAACGACGACGCCCUGCCCCCCGGUUUCCAGGACCGCACCCGCGGCCAUGGGGUGGUGACCAUGGGAUGGGUGCCCCAGAUCAGCAUCCUGGCGCACGCCGCCGUGGGCGCGUUCCUGACGCACUGCGGCCGGAACUCGCUCAUCGAAGGGCUUCUGUUCGGGCACCCUCUCGUCAUGCUGCCCAUCUUCAGUGACCAGGGCCCGAAUGCCCGCCAAAUGGAGGCGAAGAAGGUAGGGUUGCAGGUGGCGAGGGACGACGACGACGGGUCGUUCGACCGCCAUGGCGUUGCGGCCGCGGUCCGGACCGUCAUGCUGGACGGAGAAGCCAGGAGGGGAUUUGUGGCGGGUGCCCUCAAGAUGCAGGCGAUCGUGGCCGACAAGGAACGCCAUGAGAGAUACAUCGACGAAUUUGUUCAACAACUCAGAUCGUAUCUGCCAACUGACGAUCUCACUACUGCCACCCCCAACUCCAGCUGAGACUGAGAGAGCCUGCACGAAUAAGAUGUGAGUACGCCAGGAUUAGGUGCCUCCGAAAUUGUGCUGAAUAUUUCUCGGGUGCGUCGACGAGUUGUCCAUAACAGUACAGUUAGGGCAUCUGACCCGGUAACCCUCCAUCCGGACGUGUUUGUCAUUCAACGUUGUCAUGCAUCCAUCCGUUUCGCAGUCUGGACAACCUUUUUCCUAAGGUGACGGGUGUCCGGUUUGUUGCCACUCCCGUG
Molecule: messenger RNA, 1979 nt
Organism: Triticum dicoccoides
Lineage: Eukaryota; Viridiplantae; Streptophyta; Magnoliopsida; Poales; Poaceae
Exons: 2
Coding region: 1-1737 (578 amino acids)
Molecular function (GO): UDP-glucosyltransferase activity
Source: RefSeq, a predicted model, not a curated record